AUGCCGUAUGUCGGCGACGGCGAUGAUUUCCAGCCAGCACGAAAACGACGAUGGGAGGAUAACCACGACAGCAAUGUCUACCGGCUAUACCACGCAGACAAACAACAACCCGACUUCUACCUGUUGAACCGUGCGUCAGACUUUUCUGCCGCCCGCAAAAUCCUCCCGCUCUCCUCGUCGAAAAGGGCUCGCAUCACCCACGAAGACGACUCUCUCCACCACGACAGCCCCAGUAGCCUCGUACAGACGCAACGACGGCGACCACCGCAGCAGAAAGUGUUCCAGGACCAGACGGGUCUUGGAAAUCGAGCUCCUGUGGCACCCAGUGCAGCGCUCCUAGCCCCAUGCUACAUUUGCCACCGGAGACCGACCAAGAAAUCCGACCUCGACUCGUUCGCAGAGUGUCAGGGUUGCGGGGAGAGAGCGUGCUUCGUCUGCAUCAGAGAGUGCCAUGGAUGGAAUGCAGACUAUGACAUGUCUGUGCUUUCGGAGCAGGAGGUGCUUUCGCGAUCAUUUCACAUGGACGACGCAGACGACAUGGAGUCUGAGCCACGAGAUGGUCAUCAUGGCCACCCGGGGGAUGGAGACAGCAAUACACGGCAACUUUAUGGGCACUACCAGGAGGCAGAAAAAGAUUCCAGAGGAUGGGCUGCGUCGGGACACCGCUCCGUCGUGUGCAGCAGGUGUUGUGUCGAGAGGGGCCGCGAAGGAGAAGUAGUUUGCUUGGGAUGUUUGUCUGGCAUGCCAGGCACUUGA
Messenger RNA from Metarhizium brunneum ARSEF 3297, 756 nucleotides. RefSeq lists its product as uncharacterized. Lineage: Eukaryota; Fungi; Ascomycota; Sordariomycetes; Hypocreales; Clavicipitaceae. The record is from RefSeq and is a predicted model, not a curated record.